Messenger RNA from Pyrenophora tritici-repentis Pt-1C-BFP, 429 nucleotides. The record is from RefSeq and is a predicted model, not a curated record. Lineage: Eukaryota; Fungi; Ascomycota; Dothideomycetes; Pleosporales; Pleosporaceae.
AUGCCACCUUGGUCGUUGAUCUCGCCAGCCUCGCGAGGCAUUGGCUUCGCGCUCGCAAGACGAGUUUUGCAAACUACACAUACGCCCGUCAUCGCAACAGCACGCAAGGAUCUUGACAGAACCAAGGAGGAGCUACUUGAUGGUCUAGGGGUAGACGAGGGGCGACUGACGGUGCUGAAACUUGACGUUUUGGUCAAGACCUUUGAUAACCAUCUCCGGACUGCUUCUACCAACAAUGCGAUGGCAGUUGCCUUGCACCCGGGCACGGUCAAGACGGGACUGAGCAAGGACUUCUGGAGCAACGUCAAGAAAGAGAAGCUGUUUGAGCGCGACUGGGUUGCGGAACGACUCAUCGACGUGAUUAAGCAAGUGGGAAUCGAGGGCCGAGGCAAGUGCUGGGAUUGGGAUGGGAAGGAAGUGCCGCCUUGA